This is a messenger RNA of Conger conger (European conger), 6596 nucleotides long. RefSeq names its product amylo-alpha-1, 6-glucosidase, 4-alpha-glucanotransferase a (gene agla). The transcript has 34 exons. The record is from RefSeq and is a predicted model, not a curated record. Gene Ontology annotation, molecular function: amylo-alpha-1,6-glucosidase activity; 4-alpha-glucanotransferase activity. Bases 389 to 4999 code for a protein of 1536 amino acids. Gene Ontology annotation, biological process: glycogen biosynthetic process; glycogen catabolic process. NCBI's taxonomy places the organism in Eukaryota, Metazoa, Chordata, Actinopteri, Anguilliformes, Congridae.
AACAAGUAUCUUCUGAUCGUGUGGUUCUGAGAGGUAACCAGCUAUCUGGCCACUGGUCACGUAGCCAGAUAAGCUUUCUAACUCAGUUUAACCUUAAAGGCUAUGCUAGCACAAAGAGCUAUUUUAAUUUUUUGGAUUGGAUUUCCGGACCUUGUCAAAUAGCUCCGUAAAAAUUGAGCUAUUGGUUACUGUUGCGGCAUGGUCCUGAAGUGGGCGGUUUCGAAUCAAUGUCAUAAUAUUGUUACAGUCGGUAGCAACAACAAGGUAGCCUCCAGCUCGCUAGAACGUAGUUGAAGAUUCUGCGCAUGCUGCUGGGUCGUUCGAACGCGAAAUUGGAAUUCCGAAGCACCGUUUCUUCUAAAGAAAAGUUACCGCAAGGAGAGUGACGAUGGUGCACAGCAAGCAAAUAAGAGUUUUGGUCCUGAACGACAUGGAGAAUCUUGACAGGACUCUAUUUCGACUGGACCAAGGCUUCGAGCUUCAGUUCCGCCUGGGUCCAACGCUGCAGGGGAAACCUGUGCAAGUCCGGACCAACUACCCCUCCAAAGGGGAGAAGUUUGACCGCCAUGAUUUCCGCACCCUAGAAUGGAUCAACCCCACAGAGAGAGAGGAUGACUCUGACAAAUUUUGCACCCUGGACCUGCAAAUAGCGGGAUCCUAUCAAUAUUAUUUUGGACAUGGAGAGGAUGAGAAGAGUGGUGGAGGCUACUUUGUGGUGGAUCCGGUGCUGCGUGUCGGCACAGACAACCACAUUCUGCCAUUGGACUGCAUCACCAUUCAGACCUACCUGUCCAAAUGUCUUGGACCUUUGGAUGAGUGGCCAGACAGGCUCCGGGUAGCCAAGGAGUCGGGCUACAACAUGGUCCACUUCACACCGCUGCAGGUUCUGGGCAUAUCCCGCUCCUGCUACUCCCUAGCCGAUCAGCUGGAGUUGAACCCGGAUUUCUCCACGUCUGAGAAGAGGUACACCUGGAUGGACGUGGGGCUCUUGGUAGAGAAACUGAAGAAGGAGUGGAACAUGCUCUGCAUCACUGACGUGGUUUACAAUCACACAGCUGCGAACAGUCCGUGGAUCAGGCAGCACCCGGAGUGUGGGUAUAACCUGGUGAACUCCCCACACCUGAAGCCAGCCUGGGUACUGGACAGGGCAGUGUGGCACCUCACCUGCAACAUCGCCGACGGGAAGUAUGAGGACCAGGGCCUCCCCGCCCUCAUCCAGAACGAUGGACACCUCGAUAAAAUCCGCUGUGUCUUCAGUAAGGAUGUCUUUCCCAAGAUUAAACUUUGGGAAUUCUUCCAAGUUGGUGUGGACAAAACCGUGGACCAGUUUCGGAAGCUGCUUCAAAGCGGCAAAGCAGCAAAGAGUAAGCCCGGUGCUGAGGCCCAGCUGACCGUAAUCCCGGACCCUGAGUACAGGCGGUUCGGCUGCACCCUUAACAUGAGCGCUGUCCUGGCAACCUUCGUCCCGCAAAGCAAGAGCCUGGCAGCCAUUGAGGAAUGCUGCGGCAGCCUCCGGAAGAAGCUGGAGGAGAUAAAUGAGAAACGUUAUAAGGAGACGCAUUACCACCAGGAGCAGGCUGUCAACUGUAUUAUGGGAAAUGUAGUUUAUGAACGACUAGCUGACCAUGGACCCAAGCUGGGCCCCAUCACCAGGAAAAACCCUUUGGUGACAAGAUAUUUCACGUUCCCAUUUGCGGAGAUGGCACUGGACCAGGAGCUGCUGCUGAUACACAAGGCUGACACAGCCUGCCACUUCAUGGCCCACAACGGCUGGGUGAUGGCGGAUGACCCCCUGUGCAACUUUGCAGAGCCAGGUUCCAACGUUUACCUGAGACGGGAGCUGAUAUGCUGGGGGGACAGCGUCAAGCUUCGCUAUGGCAACAAGCCAGAGGACUGCCCCUACCUGUGGGCACACAUGAAGAAGUACACGGAGAUCACCGCUAAACAUUUCUGCGGAGUGCGUCUGGACAACUGCCACUCGACCCCUCUCCAUGUGGCCGAGGCGAUGCUGGCUGCUGCCAGGGCGGUCAGGCCCAAUCUGUACGUGAUAGCCGAGCUCUUUACGGGCAGCGAGCUGAUUGACAAUGUCUUUGUGAACCGGCUGGGAAUAACCAGCCUCAUCAGAGAGGCGAUGAGUGCCGGGGAUAGCCACGAGGAGGGCCGGCUGGUGUACCGCUACGGGGGAGAGCCCGUGGGAGCCUUCGUCCAGCCCAGCCUGCGGCCCCAGGUCCCCAGCAUAGCCCACGCCAUGUUCCUGGACGUCACCCACGACAACGAGUGCCCCAUUCAGCUCCGCUCUCCAUACGACUCCCUUCCCAGCUCUGCCAUCGUCUCCAUGGCCUGCUGUGCGACGGGCAGCACUAGAGGCUACGACGAGCUCGUGCCCCACCAGAUAUCGGUGGUGAAGGAGGAGCGCUAUUACACCAAGUGGAACCCGGAGGCCCUGCCAGAGGUGGCAGGAGAGGUUAACCAGGAGAGCGGCAUCAUCGCCGGCAAGCUUGCCCUCAACCGUCUGCACCAGGAGCUGGCAGCCAAAGGCUUCAUCCAGGUGUACGUGGACCAGGUGGACGAGGACAUCGUGGCCGUCACCAGGCACUGUCCCAGCACGCACCAGUCAGUGGUGGCGGUAUCGCGCACAGCUUUCCGCCAUCCCAAGACCCACCACUACAGAGACGAGGUACCGCCCAUGUUUAUUCCAGGCAAAAUCGAGGAGGUGGUGCUGGAGGCUCGGACUGUGGAAAGGCACGCCGGGUUCUACGCGAAAGACGAGGAGAGCAUUAACGGCAUGCCUGAGUACACCGUGGAGAUCACAGAGCACAUCCAGCUGAAGGACAGCAUGAUCGUGAAACAGGCGGAAGUGACAUCAAAAGGCCCCAACGAGUUUGUGCAGGAGAUUAUAUUUGAGCGGCUGACCCCUGGCAGUGUAAUCGCGUUCAGGGUGAGCCUGGACCCCAAGGCCCAGGAGCUGGUGGGUGUGCUUCGGAACCACCUGAUCCAGUUCAGCCCCCACUACAAAUCUGGCAGUCUACCGGACAGUGAUGCUCCAGCUAUACUCAAGAAGCCUUUGAAAUCAAUCAUGUCUAAGCUGACGUUGGCUGAUAUGAAUGCGCUGCUGUUCUGCUGCGAUGCUGAGGAGCAGGAAGAGGGCGGAGGCUGCUAUACCAUCCCCUCCUGGGUGGCUCUGAAGUAUGGUGGCCUUCAAGGUUUCUUGUCGGUGAUGGCCGACAUUCGUGCCAAAAACGAUUUGGGCCACCCCUUCUGUGACAACCUGAGGCAAGGGGACUGGAUGAUUGACUACGUGAGCAACCGGCUGGUCUCCCGCGGGGGCCAUCUUGGACAGGUGGGAGAGUGGUUCCAGGCCAUGUUUGGGUACCUUAAGCACAUCCCAAGAUACCUCAUCCCCUGCUACUUCGAUGCUAUCCUUGUUGGGGCGUAUACCACCGUUCUGGAUGCCACUUUUCUUCAAAUGUCGAAUUUUGUUCAGACCGGGUCCACCUUUGUGAAGCUCCUGGCCCUGGGUUCGGUGCAGAUGUGCCGGGUGGGCAGUAAGCCCACCCUACCACCCCUGUCCCCUGACCUGGAGGAUGUGCCAUACCGCCUGAACGACACCACUGGGAAGAAGGAACAGUGCUGCGUCUCCUUAGCUGCAGGUCAGACAGGUCUUCCUCAUUUCUCUUCCGGAAUCUUCCGCUGUUGGGGGCGGGACACCUUCAUCGCCCUGCGGGGUCUCAUGCUCCUCACCGGUCGACACCUGGAGGCCAGGAACAUCAUCCUCGCGUUCGCAGGGACCCUGAGGCAUGGACUGAUCCCCAACCUUCUUGGCGAGGGCACCCACGCCAGAUUUAACUGCCGCGACGCUGUGUGGUGGUGGCUGCAGUGCAUCCAGGACUACUGCAAUCUGGUGCCCGAUGGCACCGACAUCCUCCAGUGCCCUGUGUCCCGCCUCUUCCCCACUGACGAUGCCAAACCCCAAGCGCCCGGGGUGGAGGAUCAGGCCCUGUAUGAGGUCAUACAGGAGGCCAUGCAGCGGCAUGCUGAAGGAAUUAAUUUCAGGGAGAGGAACGCAGGACCGCAGAUCGACCGCAAUAUGCAGGACGAAGGGUUCAACGUGGUGGUGAACGUUGACCCCGAGACUGGCUUUGUGUCUGGAGGGAAUAAGUUCAAUUGCGGGACAUGGAUGGACAAAAUGGGGGAGAGCGACAAGGCUGGCAGCAAGGGUAUUCCAGCCACCCCCAGGGAUGGUGCAGCAGUGGAGAUUGUAGGCCUCAGCAAGUCGGCCGUGCGCUGGUUGGUGGAGCUGUAUGAGGGCGGAGUCUUCCCCUAUGCUGAGGUCACUGUCCAGAGAGAUGGCAUGGAAGUCUUAUUUUCCUAUGAGGAGUGGAAUGACCUGAUCCAGACAAACUUUGAGAAGAUGUUCUAUGUGUCACAUGACCCAAAGGACCCCAAUGAGAAGCAUCCAGACCUGGUUCACAAGCGGGGGAUCUACAAGGACAGCUAUGGGGCCUCCAGCCCCUGGUGCGACUACCAACUGCGGCCAAAUUUCACCAUCGCCAUGGUGGUGGCCCCAGAGCUGUUCACCACAGAGCGAGCCUGGGAGGCCCUGGAGAUUGCAGAGAAGAAGCUUCUCGGGCCUCUGGGAAUGAAGACAUUGGAUCCAGACGACAUGGUGUAUUGUGGUGUCUAUGACAACGCUUUGGACAAUGACAACUACAACACUGCAAAAGGUUUCAACUACCACCAAGGACCCGAAUGGCUUUGGCCUGUCGGCUACUUCCUACGUGCCAAGAUUAAUUUUGCCAAGAUGGUGGGAAAGGAGGCUUAUGACGAAACUGUGUUCCUGGUCAAGAAUGUCUUGUCUCGACACUAUGUACAUCUUGAGAGGUCUUCUUGGAAGGGUCUGCCAGAACUGACCAACGACAAUGGACAGUACUGUCCCUUCAGUUGCGAGACCCAGGCCUGGUCCAUCGCUACUGUCCUUGAGGUCCUUCAUGACCUAUAAGGCUUCAAUCCCUGUGGGCAGAGUCCCUUCUCCUAAAGCCUUCCGCCACCUAACCUCACUUUAUAGGUUUUUAAUACACCACGAAAGCACUGUUUUGUUGAAUUGGUAAAUUAAUUCUUAUUUAUUCCAGUAUUCACUGUUUGAGGGUCAUGGGAAUUGUACUUUACACUGCUGAGUGCAGUUUGUAGCUUAGCCGCAUUUAAGUACCAACUGAUACUGUGCUUUGAGCAUGAGUCUGCAAGUAAGUCUAAAAGUCUUGUAAGUACUGCUAUAGUUAUUCAGGUACUGUAUACUGGAGUGUUCACCUUUUUGAUGGAGCUCCAUCAUCUUUCUCUGUUACUUAACCACAUUUUACCUACUUUCAUAACAAAUUAAUAUCUCACAGAAAGGUUUACAAUUAAAAAAAAAUCACUGAACCUUUAGCUUGAUUUUGUUCUUCAUCUUCUUUAUGUUUCAUAACAAGUUACCUAGUUCCACAAGGAAUUCACAUCUCACAAAUAGGUUUACCAAAAAAAAAGGUCAAAUGACCUUUUACAUUAUUUUGUUAUUUUGGGAAAAGGGUCUUGUGCAUACUUCCAAGAACAUUGAAUCAUUUGAUGGAGCGAAAUAACAUUUUCAAUAGUUUUGUUGUGACUGUUAAAAAUGGAAAAACCUGCAAAUAGGUGUGUUGCUUGCAUAUUGUUACGAUGUUAAUGUGUUUUAACCUUUGAGGAGAGUAGUAACCCUCUGUUUUGUGUAUUCUAAACCCUGGCUGUCCUGUUCCUGGAAUGCUAAGACCUUUUAGUAUAUAGCCAACCACGAUACUUUGGCCAAAUUAUUGAUCCAAUUAAGUGAUUAACGUCAUUAUUGUUAUAAUUAUGCAAUUGACUAUUCCAAUGAAAUGCAACCAAGAUGUCUAAAAUUCCAGGAGCAGAGUGGUCAACUCUUGACCCAUGCCACUUCAUUCCUCAUUGUAUUAAAAGUAAUUGUGGGGUAAAAUAACAGCACUGUACUUUAUUCGCUAAAAUUGUGCACUUUAUUGUCUGUUUGGACCUGAAUUGUUCCAAGUCUGUCAGUAGUUACAUUUCCAUUAGUGAAUUUAUGUAUAACUUACUGUAUAAAGUUUUGUGUGACUUGCUGAAUAAAACACAAGCUUUGUGUCCACAAAAUGAGCUGUCCGUUACUGUAAAAAUGCUGGGCCAUUUUGCUGAGUCAGUGGUCAAGACAGAUCAAAAUUGUUUCUAAAGCAAAUGGAAACGACUUUAUACAGUACUUUGGCUGAAUUGAAAAACUACCACCAACCAAAGAUGAAUUCAAGAUUACAAUUGGUUUACUCAAAUCACCCAAUUCCUGACAAGGGAAUUUGUGAGCACUGACCUUGGUGGGUUCAACAAUCGAUUGCAUUCAAAAGCACUAAUGGAAACGCUUCUAAUUUGUGGUCUACUCACCCUAAUUGUUGCUUGUUAAAGUGGUGGUUUUGGGUCAUGGGUAUGAUUAAAAUGGCCAUCAUAAGAAGUUGCUUGUGUUCCAUUUGAUGUGGAUAUCAGUGAUUGUGUGUGCAUGUGAUGUUGUUCUAGCAUGCAAUCUAUGGUUUCACUACAAUAAAAUGUGAACCCUG